Molecule: messenger RNA, 1837 nt
Organism: Vigna radiata var. radiata (mung bean)
Lineage: Eukaryota; Viridiplantae; Streptophyta; Magnoliopsida; Fabales; Fabaceae
Exons: 4
Coding region: 292-1443 (383 amino acids)
Source: RefSeq, a predicted model, not a curated record
CGGCUCUGUUGACAUUUCAUCAAGGUUCUCCAAUGAUCAUUUUCCAUUAAGAAUAUAAAACUCAAGAGUGACGUUUAUUCAACAAUUAACAAAUAUGGUGAUGCUGUUGCCAAUGGAAAGCAACACCUCAAAAAUCUUCUCCACCUCAAUUAAUUGAGUUUAACAAUCAAACCCUAGGCUCAGAUUUUAAUUAAGGUUCAGUUUGAAUUUUGAGACCAAUAAUUCUGGGUAUAGUAGGGAAUAAUUUUGGAGAAUAUUGCACAAACAAACCAUGGUUAAGGCAACAGGAAAAUGUCACCCCUUUCAUCAUCGCCUUCUAUUUUAAAGCGUUGCUAUUGUCUUUCUCGGUUGGUGAAGACAAUUGAUAUGGGAACUAACCGGCAGCAGCAUGAAAUUUCAGAAGGAGGGUCUGAGGUCCAAUAUCAAGAGAUGGUAGAAAAUGAAGAGAAAGGUCCAACACACAGAUUAAUAACUGAGAGCUGCAAAUCAAACAGCAUGGUUGUAAAGAAACGGCAAACGUUGAUUCCUGCUCACAUCAUAGCUGAAGCCAUAUCAACUAUCCCUGAUCUUGACAUUAGAUGGUCAGGUCCAAUCACACCAAAAGAAAUGGAAUAUGUUGAACAAUACGUGCUAGCAAAGUAUCCAGAAUAUUCAGGCCUCAUGGAAGGAGAUGGAAAUGGUAUAGACUUGUCUAGCUUUAUCAUCUAUGAGGAGCCAUCAGAACCCAUGAUGGAUGAUAGGGGCAAAUCACCAAGAGAGUCUUCUACAUAUUUGUUUGGCAGUAAUCUUCCUGAAAUGGAUAGGGCCAAGAUCCAGUUGGAGCCAUCAAGAUUACUUGACAUUCUCAACAAGAAAUCCUCAUUUCCUGGAAGUUUCAUCUCUAUCCCAGAAAUCCAAGCUCGUAAUAAGAUUCUGAAGCAUUAUGGGUUGCCUGAUGAAGAGUACUUUGUUCUCUUCACUCCAAGCUACAAGGAUGCUAUGAUGCUGGUGGGAGAAAGCUACCCUUUUGUUAAGGGAAACUACUACAUGACAAUUCUUGACCAGGAAGAAGACUAUAUCAGGGAAUUUGCUUCUUUUAAGGAGUCCAAGGUGAUCUCAGCACCCAAGACUUGGCUGGAUUUGAGGAUCAGCGGGUCUCAGCUGAGUCAAAACUUUAGGAGGAGGUGUAAGAUCAGCUCAAAAGGCUUGUUCUCUUACCCAGUUGAUGCAAAUGGAACAAUGCAUUGGAUUUCUGAGGCUCAUAGGAACAACUGGCAUGUUCUUCUUGAUGCAUCUGCUGUGGUAGUGGGAAAGGAUAGGCUGCAUCUUCUUGCACUUCACCGACCAGACUUUGUCAUCUGUUGCCUUGACAACACUCAUUCCAACCCUUCAAGAAUCACUUGCCUCAUAGUGAGAAAGAAAUCAUUUGAGAACUCAGCUGCUUCAUCUCAGGUAGUUGAAUGAGUACUUUCUUACGAUUUUAGAGCAACUGGCAAAUGGACAAAACUUCCAUGCAGAUUCUUAGGUGUUUUUUCUCUUAUCAGAAUUGGAACUUCACCUUAAGUAACUUAUAUCAAUCUUUAUGCCAAAAAACUACUAAGGUGAACUUCCAAUUCUGAUUGAAGAACCAUUUAAUAAACUGCAUUAGUUUUGGGGAUCAUUGACUCUCUAAAAGUCAUGAAUUUUCCGGGAGUACUUUUGUAGAUGGAAUAAAUGAAAACAUGCAUAUGUAUAAGACCACUUAUUACUGGUAGGAAGGAUUAAACAUUCCUAAUCUUCUGGUCUGUUUGUAACUUAAAAGCUAUAUAAUUAAUUAUCUUAGUUUGGUAUGUUAUUUCUGCCAAACCCAUUUCUUCAA